This is a messenger RNA of Nylanderia fulva, 2371 nucleotides long. RefSeq lists its product as uncharacterized. Lineage: Eukaryota; Metazoa; Arthropoda; Insecta; Hymenoptera; Formicidae. The record is from RefSeq and is a predicted model, not a curated record.
UCUCGCCUUUCUGCGCGUUUUUCGCGGCAGGCGAAGGUCGUUGCGCGAGCAAUAAGAUCAUUCGACCUCGCUGAUGCAACGUAAACACACACGUAUAUUGUUCUCUCUCUCAUCCCUAUAUAUUUUACUAGAUGUCCUAAUUUUUUUGAUAAUUAAUUAUCAAAAAAAACAUCGUGUUACAAAUUCGCUUUUUCCUUUCUUCGUCUCCAGCUGUUUAUCUCGUCUUCCAAGUUCCUCGCAAAACGCGCGGGAAUGCGACGAAAAAUGGGUUACGAGAACGCGCGGUAAUAUUCAAAAGAGCCGAAAGUAACAGAAAACCGCCGAAUCUAUCGCGUACAAGUAUUCGUGUGCGUUAACAUCGGCGAGGUGUACGUGACCCCACCUUUCUUUCACGAAACUAUCACCUACCUACCUACCUACGGAGAUCAUCUUUCCCGAGUAAAAGCCGAGAACCGUACGAGUGUGGGCACAGACAGCAUCAUGCGCUUGGUAGCCAUAACGAUUCUACUAGCAGUAGUAAGCUUGGCUAGAUCUCAGAAAUCUGAGAUCUCAGCCAAGGAUCUCGAAUCUGCGCCGGCUCCGGUAAAGCUCGACAAGAACCUGCGACAAGCAUUGUUGAAAGCUCUGACGGAAUUGGAAGCCGCAUCCGCGGAGCAACGAAAGGACGAUGACGACAAAUCGCUCAUCAUGACCAUCGAAAAGACCUUCGAAGACGUGGUCAAGAAAAAUCUGAAUGCAAAUGUCGGCGUAAUACCGAAAGCUUCCUUCUCGUUUGACGGUUUCCCGGGAGAUGAGGAAAUUCCCAACGAGGAGAAGUUGCAGAAUUCGAGUUCCCUCGAAUCAAAGAGAUACGUUUCUCCGAGUCCGAUGAUCAUCGAAAAGGCUAGUCGCGAUGACGCUAGAAGCUUUCACGUGCACAACGUAAUUGUACCGGAUAAGAAUCCGUCGACUUACUUGCCGCGAGGCGAAUCCAAAGUGGAUUCGUUGGAAGCGAGGAGUCUGAAGAGUUCCGGCUCAGCUUCGGUCAACAGAGUCCAGAGUGUGACGUUGAAGCCGAUCACGCAAGUGUCCGAGAGUUUGACGCAAAGCGCUAGCAAUGGAAUUGCGAACGCAAAUGCGUUGGUUACGCCAAAACCAACCGCAUCUAGUCCGACCGUUUCGCCCAAAAACAAUGUCACCACUAAUAAGGACAAAUCUCCAGCGGAGGAAGUGAAAAUUUUUCAGGCACCUUUGGUGGCGGCCUUUACGGUUCAACAGGACGAGCUCGGUAUACCGAAGAGCGUCGUGCCGAUUUACAGGCAAUCCGGCGAUGGACAAGCUUUGACUCUUCAGGAACAAUUGGAGUUUAAGCAGAAAUUAUUGGAACAGCAGCUGGCGGAGCUGCAACAACAGCAGAUCCAGCAGACUCAGUUUCUCAUUAGGCAACGCCAGCUCUACGAGCAGCAGUUAAGACAGAAGCAGCAGCAACAGUACUUGCAAGAACAGGCUAGAAUCAAGCAGUUGGAGGAGCAGGCCAAGAUUAAGCAAUUGGAAGAGCAGCGCUUGAAGCAGCUAGAGGAGCAGAGAAUUUAUCGUUUGCAUCAGCAUAAUCAUUUCCCUUUGCAGAAGCAGCACAUUUUCCAACAACAGACAAACGUGUUGCCGCUUCAGUCGUCUCUUCAGGAGCCUGCUGUUCAUCUCCAGCCGAGCGUGUCUCUGGAACUUCCCAACGCCGCCGCGCCACCAUUAUUCCGUACAAAUUAUCAAGAACAGCUGCAAUUCCAACAGUUUCGCCAACAACCUCAGCAACAGCAGCAGCAGCAGCAGCAGCAGCGAUUGCAACAGAACUUCGUCUCGUUUCCUACCGACUUUCAGCCGCCUGUGGCUUCGGCCACUAGAUUCAACAGGCAGGAGGCUUUCAACGCGGUUGGUAAUUUCGGCUUCAACCUGGAUAACAAGCAACCACCUCCGUCGAGGAAUACCUUCAACUUUGCCGCGCCAACGAGAGCUCCUAGUACCUUUAUUUUUAAUCCUUACACGCAAUUCAAUCAGAUCCCGACGAGAGGCCAACAGACGCCCGCCAAACAGAUUCAGCAUUUGCUUUAUCAGUCGGGCGUCGUCGGCAAAUUGGGUAACGUGCAGGGCCCGGGUGCCGAGGACCUCAACAUCGUGUCCAAGGUGUUGGCAUUGAAUGUUGGUGCGUUGCCCAACAAGAAUUAUCAAUUUGUGAACAAUCGCAGUAAGUUGGGCAGCGCGUGAAAAUAGAGAUAGAUGAGCAUAAUCGAUAUAAGACUUUGACGAGUCGUGUAAAUUAUUACAGGACGAUAUUAGCAAGGUGAAAUCGAGCUCUCUCUCUCUCUCUCUCUCUCUUCUUUCUCUCUUCCUCUCUAUC